Messenger RNA from Seriola dumerili (greater amberjack), 1584 nucleotides. RefSeq names its product cysteine rich with EGF like domains 2 (gene creld2). The record is from RefSeq and is a predicted model, not a curated record. Gene Ontology annotation, molecular function: calcium ion binding. NCBI's taxonomy places the organism in Eukaryota, Metazoa, Chordata, Actinopteri, Carangiformes, Carangidae. The coding region runs from base 171 to 1256 and encodes 361 amino acids. The transcript is spliced from 10 exons.
ACUACUUUCUUGUGCUUUGCAUAGACAACGCUAACUUAUAUUUAAUGUUAACAAUAGCUCAUUUAGAUGUGUCCGGACCGUGCAACACUUUAGUAUUACUGAGAAGCUUGCCUGCAAGUGGCUGAAGCGUUUGUUGUGAUAUGAAAGUGGGUCUGAAGUGAUUGGAUGAGAUGCUGUCCACCGGUCCAGAGCUGCGGCUACUGCGGCUUUUGUCUUGUGUAACUCUUGUCUUACUUUUUCAAGUCACCGACGCCAAGAGGGAUUUAAAAAGCGCCUGUACCACCUGCCAGCAAAUCACGGAUAACUUCAGCAAGGGCUUUGACAGAACAGCAAAGCAGAACUUCGGUGGAGGCAACACAGCCUGGGAGGAGAGGAAACUGUCUAAAUAUGAGACAAGUGAGAUUCGUCUGAUGGAGAUUGUGGAGGGGCUAUGUGAAAGCAGCAGCUUUGAGUGCAAUCGCAUGGUUGAAGAGCAUGAAGAGCACUUUGAGACUUGGUGGUUCAAGAGAAAAACAAAACAUCCUGACCUGCAUAAGUGGUUCUGCAUUGAAACCAUCAAAGUGUGCUGUCCGAAGGGAACGUUUGGACCUGACUGCAAUGCCUGUGUGGGCAGCUCUGAGAGACCCUGUCACGGAAAUGGAAUGUGUGAUGGCGACAGGACUCGUGGAGGGAACGGAAAGUGCAGCUGUAACCAUGGUUAUGAAGGGGAGUCCUGCCUGGACUGCAUCGACGGCUACUUCAACGAAGUGAGGAACGACACCUUCUCCCUUUGCACAGAAUGCCACUCUUCAUGCAAGACCUGCACUGGAGCAACCAAUCAGGACUGUGAUGAGUGCAAGGAAGGCUGGGAGGAGGAUGAGCAGGAAGCUUGUGUCGAUGUGAAUGAGUGCUCCACUGAAUCCUCUCCAUGUAAAGAAGAUCAAUACUGUGUUAACACAGAAGGCUCCUACUCCUGCAAGGCUUGUGACAGAGUUUGCUCUGGCUGUACUGGAGCUGGUCCUGAUAAGUGCCAGGCUUGUGCCAGCGGGUACCAGGACGCAGAGGGCACCUGCACAGAUAUCGAUGAGUGUUCCCAGUCAGAGUCGGUGUGUACAAAGGAGCACCAGGAGUGUGUCAACAAUAAAGGCAGCUACGUGUGCAUCUGUUCAAGUGGCUAUGAGGAGCAGGAGGACGAGUGUGUCCAAAUGAUGCAGCCAGAACAAGCAGAAGAGUCAGAAGCAUCCGAGACGACCACAAGUCCACACGGGGAACUUUGAUGUCAAAACUGGGAUCAUGAGGAGCGAAUCAGGAAGAACUGUUGAAAUCUGCCACAUCUGAAGCUGCUUGUUUUUAAAAAAAUUGCCGACUACAUGCACUUAAUGUACCAGCUGCACUUAGAACCAACAAAAGCUGCCAAGACAGUGUUUUCCAGCAGUGGAUCAUGGAUUAAAGGACAAAAAAAAGAGACACUUUAUGCUCAGUAUGCUGGUCAUUGUUGCUUUUCUCUGGUGUACGCAAACUACCACUCAUUGUCUUUAGUUGUUCUAUGGUUUUAAAAAUCAAAGGUGUUUCAAUAAAGGUGAAUUAUGUUAAAUUUAAGGUAAA